CCUUAAAAUGGUUAGAGUUCUGUGUAUUCUUUGAUCCCUUUUCUGAUGAAUUUUUUAGCCAUGAGUUUACAUCGGCAAAUGGGAUCCGAUAGAGACCUGCAAUCUUCUGCCUCCUCUGUCAGCUUGCCUUCAAUCAAAAAGGCACCAAAGAAGAGAAGAAUUUCACUGGGAUCUCUCUUUCGAAGAAAAAGGGAUACAAAACGCAAAUCCAGGGAUAUAAAUGGAGGUGUUGACGGGAUUGCAAGUAUUGAAAGUAUACACUCGGAAAUGUGUACAGAUAAAAACUCUGUGUUCUCCACGUAUGCGUCUUCUGACAAUGGAACAACUGUUAGCAGCAAACAAAGUGGAGACUUCAUGGAGUGUCCCCUGUGCCUUCUGCGGCACUCGAAGGAGAGGUUCCCAGAAAUAAUGACUUGUCAUCAUAGGUCUUGUGUGGAUUGUUUACGUCAAUACCUUCGGAUAGAAAUCUCUGAGAGCAGAGUUAAUAUCAGCUGUCCGGAGUGCUCUGAACGAUUUAAUCCCCAUGACAUUCGAUUAAUAUUAAAUGAUGACAUCUUGAUGGAAAAAUAUGAAGAAUUUAUGCUUAGACGUUGGCUUGUUGCAGACCCUGAUUGUAGGUGGUGUCCUGCUCCUGAUUGUGGGUAUGCUGUGAUUGCUUUUGGCUGUGCAAGCUGUCCUAAAAUUACAUGUGGGCGUGAAGGCUGUGGUACGGAGUUCUGCUACCACUGUAAACAGAUUUGGCAUCCAAACCAGACCUGUGAUGCUGCUCGCCAGGAGAGAGCUCAGAGCCUACGUCUGCGAACAAUUCGUUCUUCGUCCAUUAGCUACAGUCAAGAGUCUGGAGCAGCAGCUGAUGACAUAAAGCCCUGCCCACGCUGUGCAGCUUAUAUAAUAAAGAUGAAUGAUGGAAGUUGCAAUCACAUGACAUGUGCUGUCUGUGGCUGUGAAUUCUGUUGGCUCUGCAUGAAGGAGAUUUCAGACUUGCAUUAUUUAAGCCCAUCAGGCUGUACGUUCUGGGGGAAAAAGCCAUGGAGUCGGAAGAAGAAAAUACUGUGGCAGCUGGGGACGCUUGUGGGUGCACCUGUAGGAAUUGCCUUAAUAGCUGGCAUUGCUAUUCCAGCGAUGAUAAUUGGGAUCCCUGUGUAUGUGGGACGCAAGAUUCACAAUCGCUAUGAAGGCAAGGACAUUUCAAAGCAUAAGAGGAACUUGGCCAUUGCAGGUGGUGUAACCUUGUCUGUAAUAGUUUCGCCAGUUGUAGCUGCAGUAACUGUAGGUAUUGGUGUCCCUAUUAUGUUGGCCUAUGUGUAUGGAGUAGUUCCUAUCUCCCUCUGUCGAAGUGGAGGCUGUGGCGUAUCUGCCGGCAAUGGAAAGGGUGUCAGAAUAGAAUUUGACGAUGAAAAUGAUAUAACUGUUGGUGGAACACAUGCAGCAGUAGAUACUACGUCAGUAGCAGAGGCACGUCACAACCCUAGCAUAGGGGAAGAAAGCGUGGCCGGGUUGACCGGAAGUCUGAGUGCAAGCGGCAGCCACAUGGACAGGAUAGGAGCCAUCCGAGACAACCUCAGUGAGACAGCCAGCACGAUGGCUCUUGCUGGAGCUAGCAUAACAGGGAGUCUAUCGGGAAGUGCAAUGGUCAACUGCUUUAACAGGUUGGAAGUCCAAGCAGAUGUUCAGAAGGAGAGAUGUAGUCUGAGUGGAGAAUCGGGCACGGUUAGUUUAGGAACAGUUAGUGACAAUGCGAGCACCAAAGCAAUGGCUGGAUCCAUUCUUAAUUCCUACAUCCCACUGGACAGAGAGGGCAGCAGUAUGGAGGUGCAAGUAGACAUUGAAUCGAAGCCCACGAAAUUCAGACACCACAGCGGAAGCAGCAGUGUUGAGGAUGGCAGUGCGGCGUGCCAGAGUCAUGCUGGUUGUUCGUCGGAAAACAAAUCUGGCACCACCAAGUGGUGCAAAGAUGCAACAGCAGGGAAAAAAUGUAAAGGUAAACUAAGGAAAAAAGGUAGCAUGAAGAUAAACGAGACCCGAGAGGACAUGGAUGCUCAGUUAUUGGAACAGCAAAGCACAAACUCCAGUGAAUUUGACUCUCCUUCUCUCAGUGACAGUAUCCCAUCUGUAGCCGAUUCCCACUCCAGUCACUUUUCGGAGUUUAGUUGCUCUGACAUGGAGAGUAUGAAAACCUCAUGUAGCCACGGCUCCAGUGAUUACCAUACUCGCUUUACUACCGUUAGCAUUCUCCCAGAGGUAGAAAACGACCGCUUAGAAAACUCUCCACACCAAAGUGGCAAUUCUUUGCUCCUUCCAGUUACUCCAAACUCAGAAGUUCCUCAACUGAGUUACAUUGCUAAAGAAUGUGUUUAUAAUGGGACCUCCGGCAGUGCAGACGUGGGUACUAGUGAAACACUGAAAGAAACAAACAACAACCAUUCACAGAAUGCUGUGGAGUUAAACACUGCAAUUCAGACUGAGAUUUAAGCCUGUUAAAUGCUGCAGAAGUUUAUGUACCACUAACGAACCCUUGUCUGACAGCUGGCCGGGUAAUUUUUUUCGAGUGGCCAGCCG
Euleptes europaea (tarantolino) is the source of this 2559-nucleotide messenger RNA. It is a transcript of the gene RNF19A, whose product is annotated as ring finger protein 19A, RBR E3 ubiquitin protein ligase. The transcript has 9 exons. The record is from RefSeq and is a predicted model, not a curated record. Gene Ontology annotation, biological process: positive regulation of proteasomal ubiquitin-dependent protein catabolic process; protein polyubiquitination; ubiquitin-dependent protein catabolic process. Gene Ontology annotation, cellular component: ubiquitin ligase complex; cytoplasm. NCBI's taxonomy places the organism in Eukaryota, Metazoa, Chordata, Lepidosauria, Squamata, Sphaerodactylidae. The coding region runs from base 46 to 2472 and encodes 808 amino acids. Gene Ontology annotation, molecular function: ubiquitin protein ligase activity; zinc ion binding; ubiquitin conjugating enzyme binding.